This is a messenger RNA of Pocillopora meandrina, 3838 nucleotides long. Lineage: Eukaryota; Metazoa; Cnidaria; Anthozoa; Scleractinia; Pocilloporidae. The record is from the annotation of a GenBank genome assembly.
AUGGUACAAAACUGCUUUUAUUUUUGCAGAACAGACACAUUUUACAGGAAUGCUAAGCUGAUCAAACCCAUAACAUCCAUUAAAAUUACUCGAUGGGAUGGUCUUAUCGGUCCUCAUUGGAAACUAGAUAAGGUAUUGAAAAAUUAUUAUUUCAAGUGUUUAUUUAGAAUAACCCGAUCAGCAAUGCACAAAACCUGUGCUCUAAUUUCCCACGAUGGCUCCUGCACUCACUCAUAAGUGUAUCAGCUCAAAAGGUAGCGAGUAGACAAGAUUCAGACUUUUCGUCAAUAAAUACUGGAUGGAGAUAGAGAAACUUUACUGGUUAUAGUGGCUUUGGUUGCUACCUCUCACGGCUUUACCUCUCAAUCAAGAGAACAUGUCGUCUUCCCUUAACUUUUGUUCUUGUAGUAACCUCGAUUUUAUCAUGUUUACAUCCGCGUUUAAAUCAUCGAGAUUGGUAAGAGAAGACUGCCCUGCACGGAUAAACAGACCUAUACGGUGGCUCCCUUUGAAAGGGAAAUACGACAAUUUUUUUUUCUAAUUUUAAAACUACAUCUUUCGCUUAACUGGCAUCAAAAUCGAGAAGAGAGGACGUGUGAUUGGGAAGGAUGUCGCAAUAAACGGACAGAAAAUGUUUUAUGAUCAUGUCUUUGCCGUCAUUUAUUCAAUUUUCCUAUGCAAUCGUAGGUAGUAAUAACUGUCGAUGGUUCCAGGCCUUACACAUUUAUCUUCAACAAGUGGAUACACGAACUUAAGUGGGAAACAGCUUAUGGUGAGAAUGACUUCAAAAUAAAAAAAAAUUAUUUCCUGCAUCUCUUUUAAAAUUGCGAAGACCAUUUAAAGAAAGCAAACAAAAAAUAAGGAAUCGAAUGAGCAAGAAAAAAAUUUAAGUUAUUUCCAGACAUGAGAUGAUUUUUGGUCAGCGGAGAAUGAUCCAUGCGUACACACGUAUCUCAACACGUUCCCCUCUCCAAUUUCAACACGUAAUAAGUUAUGAAAUAAGUCUUCGAUUCUUUUUCCGUUUCAGAAUUUCUAUGAUCAUUUUUGUCAGCCAUUUCUUUCUACCUUUUGUGUUAAUUUUCUAGUUUGAACUGUAUAUUAUGAAUACUCUAGUAGUUCAUUCUACCUCUGCGAUUUACCUACCACAAAUAUACUUAUGCCGUAUAAACUGCGUCAUUCUUCAUAAUGAACAGGUUUGUACAAACUGGAUGUAUUUCUCUAUUUUGUUUUCCUUAGAGGAAAAUGAGUGUCGAAGUAAUCGCUCUAAAUGCGAACAGCUCUGUGUUAACACCAUCAGUGGGUACUACUGUGAAUGCAAAAAAGGUUAUCAACUGAAUGGAAAGUACAGCUGUAAAGGUAGGCUGUUUGGCAACUAUUAUUACCAUCUGUCGGAACAGAACACAGCCAUCAUUCGUGUUAAAAGAGAUUUAGAUCCGAGGCGGCGAAGCCCACUUUCCGCUCUUUUAAAUGUGGGCGGGGGAAGGGAAGGGGGAUGAUUUAAUUUGGGAUUCUUUAAAGAUACCCUUUGUUCCAUUCAGUCCUAGUUUUUUAAUUCCGUCUUCAGCAAAAGAAAAAACCUAAGAUUUGCAAGGGUAGAAAUUAAGCUUUAUUCGUUAGAAAAUAACGUCAUUCGAAAUCACAAUAUUGUUCCUAGACGUAGAUGAAUGUUUAGCUGGAAGCCAUUCAUGUGAUAUGAAGAUCUCCAAAUGUAUCAACACUCCAGGAGGUUUCAUAUGCCAGUGUUAUUCUGGGUAUAAAAACAUCUCGGGAAAUAAUUGCCAAGGUCAGUAGAAAUACUUGUAAACUGAAAAAAAAAACAAUAAACAAGCUGACUCGUUCCCAGCCGCCACUGAAAUGUGUGCAACACUUAAGUGGGAGAGAAGGGAGUGACGGGAAGGAGGAACAACUUUCUGCUUACCCAUCACACUUUGCGCUUGCAUUCUGCCCACGUCUGUUGUGCGCUUACUUGGGACGAGCCAAAAACACGGGCGAAAUAAACAACGGUGAUAACAACGAAAAGGAAGAUCAAACAAAAACAAGAACAAGCAAGAAAACAGACAAAGAAUACAAUUGCAUGAAGACAAUGGGGUUGCACUUAACUUUGAGAUAUGAGAAAGGCUGAAACAACGAACUUUGUUAUCUUGUUUCAGAUGUUGAUGAAUGCUCCAAUAAUUUACACAAAUGUAAUCUAACAGCAUCAACCUGUGUAAAUAAACCAGGAAACUACAGCUGUCAGUGUAAAGAAGGCUACGGACAAACAGAUGGAAUCAAUUGUCUUGGUAAUGAAACAAAAAGAUGUCCAAAGCUUUCUCUAAACAAUUGUGACUGAGAUUAGGGUACCGUAGGAUAAAUUUAUCCUUCUUAAAAACGAUGACUAUACUAGAAAAUAUAUUGACAGAAAAAUGAACAAAACUAAAGCAGAGUUACAGAAUGACUUGGACCUUGGCAAGCAGGUUUUUUAAGGGAGGGUCGGGGCCCGAAGGGAGGAAAGGUAAAAAAUUUGUGUCCUUGUGGAAUUUAGGCGCGUACGGUAAAAACAAAUAAUGCUUUUCUCAACCAGGGAAGAGGGGAUGAGGAGGCAGAAAAUCAUUUGUUGCUUACGAUGUCCCUCGAGAGCAUUGAUAGGGUCAAGAGAUUGUAAACAGUUUAUAACCUCUUGUAGCGUCGAUGAGAGACAACGAUCUCAACUGUAUAACAAAACAUUUUUAAUUGUAGAAUUAUGCAUAAAUCAAACUUUAUCUAUUCAUUGAAUACAAACCCAUUUGCAAAAUUGCCAAAGCGCCAUCCAUAGCCCUAAUUCGUAUUUUAAUCCUUGGAAAUAUAGCUCUUAUAAUUCUCGUCCUACUUAGCGAGCCAAUGUGAUGGUUUGGAGGCACUUGGAAUGGAGAAUGGUACAAUUACAAACGCUUCCAUUACUGCAAGUUCGUACUACCCUCAAUAUCCUCCUUGGAGCGCACGGCUGAGAGCUGGGGCCGAGAAAGGUUGGUACGCCCUGCCCAACGAUCUUUCACCUUGGAUCCAGGUGGAUCUUGGGAAGCCAAGAUGGCUGAAAGGUUUGGCGACCCAAGGAAAGAGGUUUACAGUAUUUGUGAAGACAUAUAAGGUGGCAUAUUCACUGGAAGCGGUCAGCUGGCGUAUCUACCAUGGCAAUGGGACAAGAGACAAGGUAUCGUUAUCAGGAGUAAUGGGCUCUUGUCGUUAUUCAUCAUCGCCGAUCAUAGUUCCUGAUACCUUGAAUUUGAUUUGUUAUAACAAAGUGCAGUGAGAGACGUUACUGAGAUAAGAAGAAAGGUAGAAAUUUUCCUCCUCUGUCUUAGCGACCCGUCAGCAUUUGUCGACUGCCGGGGAAAGGGGGGGUCGGAAUAAAAUUCACCUGAUCCUCCCUAAGGAUCCGCAGAAUUCCUAUGAUCCCCUUUUAGGCCUUCACUGACAGACGGUUUUUCUACUAUUCCCCUCCCCCCUCACUCCGGGUCCCUUCCUUUAUACUUCGUUGGCGACGACUGAUCACCCACCUCCGCUCCCCUUAUGAUCUCUUCAAAAAUCCAUCUAGUCCCCAACCUCCCCCAGGCGAAAAAUAAUCACUAGUCCCUGGGAGCCAUUUAUCUAAUGAACUUAUUAUUCAUAACUGCAUUUUUCCUUUCAGGUCUUCUAUGGUAACACAGAUCCCUAUACAGUGGUCACCAACAUCCUCGUCAAACCGGUUUACACUCGUUUCGUGCGGGUUUAUCCUCUUUCAUGGAACGACGCUAUAGUUCUUAAGUUAGAGUUUUACGGCUGUUUGACCACCAAGAUUCCUUCCACGUAUAAAAGUCUUGGACAACCAUCAGAGCGUCUUUGA